AUGACCAUAUGCGCCAUGGACAGCUGGGUGGCAGCAGGGUGCCCCCCUUCACUGGGCACCCUGACCCAUCACCAUCACUCAUUCCUCCAGUUCCUGCCUGGCCUCCUGACUCUUCUCUGGCUGCCCAUCAGUCUGGCCCAUCAUGGCCCCCUACCCUGGGUGGACCCCAACACCCAGACUUCUAGGAAUCUGCGCUGCUACUCACCUGAGGAGAUUCCCCUUGGCCAGGUCCCCCUACACUUGUUGGCUCGAACUGCCAAGUGGGAACAAGCCCUACCAGUAUCCCUGGUGUCCAGCUUGGAGGCAACAGCAGGCCGCAGCAGGCGGCACAAGGAGCUUCCCACCAAGACCCAGUGCCCUGUGCUGCAGCCCAAGCAGAUUUUGGAAGCUGACAUCCACCAGCGCUCCAUUUCACCCUGGAGAUACCGUGUGGACAUGGAUGAGAAUCGCUACCCACAAAAGCUGGCUUGGGCUGAAUGCCUGUGCCAGGGAUGCCUGAACACUCGCACUGGCCGGGAGACUCCAGCACUCAACUCAGUGCCGCUGCUGCAGAGCCUUCCAGUGCUGCGGCGCCAGCCCUGCACCCACCACCCUGAGCCUGGUGCCUUUGCUUUCUACACAGAGUUUAUCCGCGUUCCCGUCGGCUGCACCUGCGUGCUGCCUCGAACUGCCCAGUGAUGUCCUCCACCCACCUAUUUAUGUGUAUUUAUUGUUUAUUUAUGCCCCCCCCACAUGUGGUCCUCAAGUCACCAGACAGGUGCCCAGACUCCAGGUAAACACAGGUGAGACCCAGCAUCAGACUCGGGCUUUCGUUUCCAAGAAAUGGAUGCCUAAACUAGAAGGAGCCUUGGGUGCGUCCAGGGCUUCAGGCUGGUCCGGAUCACCCCAAGUCCUCAUCUCCCAGCCACCUGGGAGGAAUAAGGAUCCCGUGUUUCUACAAUAU
This is a messenger RNA of Erinaceus europaeus (western European hedgehog), 943 nucleotides long. RefSeq names its product interleukin 17C (gene IL17C). NCBI's taxonomy places the organism in Eukaryota, Metazoa, Chordata, Mammalia, Eulipotyphla, Erinaceidae. The coding region runs from base 1 to 678 and encodes 225 amino acids. The transcript is spliced from 4 exons. Gene Ontology annotation, molecular function: cytokine activity. Gene Ontology annotation, biological process: inflammatory response. The record is from RefSeq and is a predicted model, not a curated record. Gene Ontology annotation, cellular component: extracellular region.